AGACUUGGCAGCAGGGAUCUCUCCCUCCUAGUUCACAGUUCUCCUUCCUACCCUCAGUGAUGGAAUUAGAGUUCCAGGCCCACGCAGUGAACGAGAUUGUGAGUGUUAAGAGGGAAUAUGUAGUUUAUGAUCUGAAGACCCAAGUCCCACCCCAGCAGGUGGUGCCCUGCUUCAAAGUGACGUUGAGCCUGAAGAACACGGCACUCAAGUCCAUCAUUGCUCUCUUGGUGCCUGCAGAGGCACUGCUGUUGGCUGACGUGUGCGGGGGGCUGCUGCCCCUCUGGACCAUCGAGCGCAUUGCCUACAAGGUGACCUUGCUGCUGAGCUACCUGGUCUUCCACUCCUCCCUGGUGGAUGCCCUGCCAAGCUCCUCCUCCUGCAACCCCCUGCUCAUUUACUUCUUCACCAUCCUGCUGCUGCUGUUCUUCCUCAGCACCGUGGAGACUGUGCUGCUGGCUGGGCUGCUGGCCAAGGGCAGCCUUGGGGCCAAGAGCAGCCCCAGCCCAGCCCUAAGAGGGGAACAUCGAGAGCAUGGCAACUCAGGGCCUCAUCCUGAAGAGCCCCCCAGGGGAGUAAAGGGGUCACAGAGGAGCUGGCCUGAGACUGCUGACCGCAUCUUCUUCGUGGUGUAUGUGUCUGGGGUGCUGUGCUGCCAAUUCAUCUUUGCUGGCAUUUGGAUGUGGGCAGCGUGCAAGUCUGACCCAGCCCCUGGAGAGGCUGCACCCCACGGCAGGAGGCCUAGACCAUAACGGGGCAGGGCCUGGGCUGCACACC
Messenger RNA from Cebus imitator (Panamanian white-faced capuchin), 774 nucleotides. It is a transcript of the gene ZACN, whose product is annotated as zinc activated ion channel. NCBI's taxonomy places the organism in Eukaryota, Metazoa, Chordata, Mammalia, Primates, Cebidae. The record is from RefSeq and is a predicted model, not a curated record. The transcript is spliced from 4 exons. Gene Ontology annotation, cellular component: membrane. The coding region runs from base 60 to 749 and encodes 229 amino acids. Gene Ontology annotation, biological process: monoatomic ion transport.